Spodoptera littoralis (African cotton leafworm) is the source of this 796-nucleotide messenger RNA. The record is from the annotation of a GenBank genome assembly. NCBI's taxonomy places the organism in Eukaryota, Metazoa, Arthropoda, Insecta, Lepidoptera, Noctuidae.
AUGUGGCGUGUUGUCACUAGAGUUGCGCGCGUGCGUCCUCUACCCCCACCGGCGUUAACAGACAAGCUGCGCUUAUACCAUGUGGAUAUGAACCCCUAUGGACAUAGGGUCCUACUAAUUUUGGAGGCGAAGAAAGCUAAAUAUGAGGUCUACAAACUAGACCCCCUUAGAUUACCUGAAUGGUUCCGGAAUAAAAACCCUAGAUUAAAAAUACCAGUUCUGGAGAUCCCAACGGAGUACGGAGAUAAAUAUUUGUUUGAAAGCGUGGUGAUUUGUGAUUACUUGGACGAGAAGUACACGAGGAACCAAUUGCAUUCUAGAGAUCCGUAUGUUAAAGCUCAAGAUAGACUACUUAUUGAAAGGUUCAAUGAGCUAAUAAAAGGCAGUUUAGAAUGUUUCGACACAAACUUCGCAUUUGGAAGCGAACAGAUUAUUCAAACAUUGGAUAUUUUUGAAAAGGAAUUAACUUUAAGAGGUACCAAUUACUUUGGAGGGCACCGACCAGGAAUGCUGGAUUACAUGAUCUGGCCGUGGGUAGAGAGGCUGUACCUCCUCCGAUGUGUGAAUGAGAGGAAAUUCGACGAAAAGAGAGGAUUAUUCCCUAAUUUUGCUGACUGGAGCGACCAAAUGCAGCUAGACGAUGUUGUGAAAAAACAUGCGAACUCACCACAAGAGUAUUUUGACUAUUACAAGAAUGCCAGGACGCAUUCAAUGGGAUACUAUUUAUAAUCUGUGCGUAUCAAUUCGUUUUGUACCUAUCAUCUGUGUAGUCUACUGGCGGGAAAACUAUAAAAAU